Molecule: messenger RNA, 594 nt
Organism: Aethina tumida (small hive beetle)
Lineage: Eukaryota; Metazoa; Arthropoda; Insecta; Coleoptera; Nitidulidae
Exons: 3
Coding region: 30-551 (173 amino acids)
Biological process (GO): defense response
Cellular component (GO): extracellular region
Source: RefSeq, a predicted model, not a curated record
UGCAAAAAGUAUUCAUCGAAGUAACUAAAAUGAUUUCUCAAAUUGCUACAAUUUUAUUGGUUGUUUCUGCAACUUUGGCAAAACAAGUUGUAGUACAAAAUAGUGCCAACAGUAUCCUAACUGUUUCCGUUAGUGGACAGAACGAUAUUUCAUUAUUGCCACAUACUCAAGUUAAUUUAGAGUUGGAAUCAGGAUGGUCCGGUUCAAUUUCAGCAUGCAGUGAUGUUUGUGAUGUCACCAGGACUUCAGCAGAAUUAAACAUUGGUGCUGCCCAAGAUCAAUAUGCUGUUUCUUUGGUCAACGGAUUUAAUCUGCCAAUGAAAGUUGUUCCAAUUGGAGCCAAUAAUUGUAAUGCAGCUGUUUGUGCUGCCAAUAUUAACAGGAUGUGUCCAGUUGAAAAUCAAGUCGUAAAUUCAUUGGGUGAAGUUAAGGCUUGUAAGAGUUCCCCAAUGUUGUUCCACACUGUAUGUCCCAAGGCUAUUGUUACUGAAGGAGAUCAGCUUAAUGUACAAUCUUGCAAUGCACUCUCUUACAAAGUUAUCAUUGGUUAAUUGUUAUAUUAUAUAAUUUUUAAAAUAAAUUUAAUUAAAUUUA